Python bivittatus (Burmese python) is the source of this 2415-nucleotide messenger RNA. NCBI's taxonomy places the organism in Eukaryota, Metazoa, Chordata, Lepidosauria, Squamata, Pythonidae. The record is from RefSeq and is a predicted model, not a curated record.
AUGGAAAGCACAGUAGAGAAGAACCAAGUAUUUCCAAUAUCCCUGCUGUCUGUCAAAAUUCUGAAAGCCAGUAUCACCACCUCUUGUGAUCUAUUGUCUUCUUCUGAUUGCUAUGUAACUUUGCAUCUGCCGACAGCAUCACAGGAGACAUUCAGAACCCAAACUGUCAGGAAUUCUUAUUACCCAGUCUGGAAUGAAACAUUUUAUUUUAGGAUCCAAACCAAAAUCAAGAAUAUCAUAGAGCUGAAAGUUUGCCAUGCUGAUUCAGUCAUCAAAGAUGAUAUACAAUUUAUUGUUCUUUUUGAUUUGGCAAAACUCCAGCCCGGAAGUCCAGUCCUUGAGAAAUUCUCCUUAAAACCAGAGAAACAAGAACAUCCUUAUCGUUAUGACUCUCUAGAAGUGGAAUUCAGGCUGUCAGAUGUGCUAGGCCCUCCUGAGCAACUGAUUUCCAAUGGUGUCAUAGUGGCCCGUGAACUUUCCAUUUUGGAUGUAAAAGUGAACAAGGAGGAAAAUGAGAAGGUUUUGCGAGCCAAUAAAAAUGUAGUCCUUUCAGUGCCAGAAUCUCAUGAAGGAACACAGAAGACAAGCAAAAAUUUAAAUUCCUUCCGCUUUCAUUGCAUAAAAAGCUGGGGACCAGUAUUAAAAGCCAAGAUUCAGAACAUUUUAUCUAAUGAGGACAGUGAUUCUGAUUAUUCCUUAAUUCUGCCUUUGAAACUGCUUCCAGUUGGAUGCCAAGUCAAAGUUGAACUACCAAUGAAGGAGGGAAGUGUCUUGGAGCUGUAUCUCCAGGUAAUUGACUGGUCACAGAAUCUUGAUGUGCGUUUGGGUUAUGAGCUUUGUCCUGAUGAGCAGGAUUUCCUGCGCAAGAGGAAAAAGGUCGUUGCUGAUGCCCUGUAUAGGCUUUUAAAUCUAGGAGAGGAGUUACAAGAGGAUGAGGUUCCAGUGAUAGGUCUUAUAGCAACUGGAGGUGGGAUCAGAGCCAUGUCAGGAUUGUAUGCUCAUCUCUCAGCCUUGCAGAAACUGAACCUUUUGGAUUGCAUUACAUAUAUCACCACUGCUUCUGGAUCAACAUGGACAAUGACAGACUUGUACCAACAUAUUGAAUGGUCACAUCAAAGUUUGGAAGGACAUAUCAAACAAAUGAAAAGACAGUUACUGAAAAACAAAGAUGAUGUUAUUUCUAUCGAAAGAUUGAAGUAUUAUCACAAGGAGCUAACUGAGCGGAUCAAAAAUGGGCAUCUUUCAUCUUUUACGGAACUCUGGGCCCUUAUUCAAGAAGCUUGUUUCCAUGACAAAGUAAAUCCCAGUAAGCUCUCAGAACAGCGACAGGCUUUGAAUCAGGGGCAGAACCCCUUUCCUAUCUACACAGUCAUAAAUGUCAAAGAUGAUAUCUCCACUUUUGACUUCAGAGAAUGGGUGGAGUUCAAUCCUUAUGAAGUGGGGUUGCUAAAAUAUGGUGCACAGAUUCGCUCCGAAGAUUUUGAUAGUGAAUUCUUCAUGGGAAGGCUGGUGAAGAGGAACCCAGAAUCCCGGAUUUGCUAUCUGGAAGGUAUCUGGACUAACAUUUUCUCUCCAAAUCUGCUGGAUUGUUUGUAUUGGACUUCAACACCAGAAGAAUUCUGGAAACGAUGGAGGGAAAACAUGGCAAAAAAGUAUGAGGAGGAUUAUUCAUAUGCCACAGUCUACAAACCUCCAAGCUCUGGAUAUGGAAAGCUCUGUGAAAUCUUCAAUGACAUUUUAAUUGAUCGUCCUUUAAAGGGGGAAAGUUAUAACUUCCUGCGAGGCUUUGAUUUUGAUAAAGAUUAUUUGCAUCAGAAAGAAUUUACGAAAUGGGAUGAUACCAUACUUGAUGCUUCUUGUUGCAAGUUGACACCAAACACGAAAUCCCUCUGUUUAAUAGAUAUAGGAUAUUUUAUGAACAGCAGUGGCCUACCACUUCUCAAGCCAGAAAGGAAUGUGGAUGUCAUUAUUCUUCUGGAUUAUGAGCUGGGUGGAAUGUUAAAGCAAACAGAGAAGAUGGCCAAAUACUGUGAAGUCCAAGGUAUCCCCUUUCCAAAGGUUCAAAUUAGUGAGGAAGAGCAAAAGAAUAUGAAGGAGUACUACAUUUUCUCAGAUGAAGACAACCCCAAAGCACCAAUAUUGCUUUGUUUUCCACUAGUCAGUUGUACCUUCAAAGAAUACUCAGCACCAGGGGUCAAACGCCCCCUUUCAGAAAGGAAUGAAGGUGAACUCAAUCUGGACAAGGACGCCUCACCUUACAAAACCACACAUGUAACAUAUUCUGAAGAAGACCUUGAAAAACUACUAAAUUUAUGCCAUUACAAUAUUCUUUAUAGCAAAGACUUCAUCCUCCAAGCCAUUCAACGUGCUAUACAGAAAAAGAGACAUAGUUGGUCCAGAAAUGAUAAAGAAUGA